CGUCACUGAAAUACGCGACGAAGAUUCGAAUGAUUGUAUUUCUAUCUUAAUUGCUACUGAUAACCAUUUGGGUUAUUUGGAGAACGAUCCGAUUCGUGGACAGGAUUCUUUGAAUACUUUUAGAGAAAUUUUGCAGAUAGCAAAACAAAAUGACGUUGAUAUGGUUCUAUUGGGCGGGGAUCUUUUUCACGAGAAUAGACCUUCUCGAAAGGUACUUUACGAGACUAUGAAAAUACUUCGUACUUAUUGUAUGGGCGAUAAACAAUGUCAAUUGGAUAUCAUUAAUGAUGAUACUGAAAAUAAAGAUGAUAACUUUAUUAAAGUGAACUUUCAAGAUCCUAAUUAUAAAAUUGCAAUGCCUGUGUUUUCUAUUCAUGGCAACCAUGAUGAUCCAUCCGGAGAUGGAAACCUUUGUGCCUUGGACGUUCUUGCAGUUUCAGGCCUCGUGAAUUAUUUUGGUAAAACUAGUGUCGUGGAAAAUAUUGUUGUUAAACCAAUAUUGUUAAGAAAAGGCAGAACUGUAUUAGCAUUAUACGGAUUGGGAAAUGUGAGAGACCAACGGUUACAUCGAAUGUUCACAGAUGAUGCAGUAAAAAUAUAUCAACCACCUACUCCAAUAUCAAAUGAGUCUUUCAAUAUGAUG
Messenger RNA from Dentiscutata heterogama, 643 nucleotides. The record is from the annotation of a GenBank genome assembly. NCBI's taxonomy places the organism in Eukaryota, Fungi, Glomeromycota, Glomeromycetes, Diversisporales, Gigasporaceae.